GUUCAACAUCAGUGUCGGUUGAAACUCCGUCGCGCCCGGACCUGUCGAACGAAUCUUCGCGAACGAAUUCGUAGUGAAUGCAAUGUGGUGUGCUGUGUAGUGAAUUUUAAAGAUUUAGUGCUCGAUCUGUGUGGAUUUUGGAUACUGAGCGAAUUGUGACGAUGUGCUAGUGCAGUGCUAUGUGCGCGUGACAAAGUUGAACAAGAUGGCCGCCGUGUUGCUCGUGUUCUUGCUGGGCUGCGUCGGUGCUUUGGCUGAAAAAGAAACCACCGCAGCGCUAGUAGGCGAGACCGCACGUAUAAAAUGCCGGAUUGACAGCGCCUCCUGCGGAGAGAUGCAUAGCGUGAAGUGGUACAAGGAUGACGUCAGGAUAUACGUGUUCUCUGCGACUAAGGGCGCUGCCAUCAACAGGCCGGAGGGCGAUAUGAUGACCAGAAUGUCAAUCAGCCACGUCCCGAACUCCACCUUCGCUGAGCUGGUCAUCGACAGCGUACACGCCUCAGAUGAGGGACUGUACCGCUGCGAGAUCACGUAUCUUCAAGUAGGAGACGACUGCAACACCGUGCAGCUGACUCACUUCAAUACAUACAUAAAACCAAAGACAGUAGAGCUUCUGGCCAUCGACGGUACCAACUCCACCACCAUACAAGACGGGACCACCUUGGGACCACUCGUGAUCUACAAGCAGGUCACCGUAGCCUGUCUCGUGAAAGAAGGGAAACCCCAGCCUAAAGUGACUUGGUACUUUAAUGGCAAGGAAAGGACGGAUGCCCAACGCUCAACUCCUGACAACACGACAGUCCAACAAAGCUUAGCUCUGACGAUUUCUCGAGAGGAGCUUGGUGGUGAACUGAAAUGCUCUGUGUCUUCGGAUGCUUUGGACGAACCGAUCGUGAAACGAGUCAAGCUUGAUGUUCGAGUCCCCCCAUCAAAAGUGGAGAUCAUCGGUGUCGGAGACCACGUGACGCAGGGUACCACCCUGACCAUGACAUGUGUGGUCAAGGGGGCUAACCCACCGGCCGUGGUGCAGUGGUACAAUGGGACCACGCUGCUGGAUUCAAGGCAGCAGGAAGUCAAGAAUGAGACGGUGCGAUUGAGCGACUCAACAUACGAAACAAUGGCGAAUCUCACGUUCACGGUGACGCGGUUCGAAAACGGACGAAUAUUCACGUGCAAAAGCGAGAAUGAAGUUAACAAGAUAAUCAGCGAGGAGCCUCUCGUCAGGACUAAGGAGAUGGAGGUUUGGUAUCGCCCAAUAGUCCACGUGAACCCACCCAACUUCACCGUUCUGCAGGAUUCCAAGAUCCUCCUCAAGUGCGAGUAUGAGAGCAACCCAUCACUCCUUAUAGAUGUUGCAUGGUACAAAGAUGACGAAAAGAUCGACGUCAACACCUCCCACUACCAGGGCGGUAAUAUCAACCAACCAGCGCUCAUCAUCCACAACGUCACUGGGAGUGACAGUGGGAACUACACCUGUCAGCUCAAAAAUGACGUUGGAAACAGCACUAGUGAUAACGCUAUAGUUGUUAAUGUUUUAUACAAACCCACAGUCCGUCUAGUAAUGUCAGACCCGAGCCCCAUCAACGAGCUGGAUCAUAAGAACGUGACGCUGAUAUGCGAAGCCAUCGACGGGAACCCGAGAACCCUGGAUGAGGUCACCUGGUAUCUGGAUAACGAAGUGCUGAAGAAGCUUCCGGAAUGCAAUGGAACUGAUCCGGCCCUGUGUGAUGAAGUGGAUCCGUCAAUGCUGCUACUCCAGGAUACAACAAGAAGUUUUCAUGGAAAUUAUUCCUGUCAGGGCAAGAACACGGCGGGAGAAGGAGAAAGAAGUCCGCAGACCGAGUUGAUUGUCAACUAUCCCCCUGGACCGGCAAAGCUGGUUUACUCCCCGUGGCGCGUGGUCAAACAGAAAUCCCUCAUUCUUACGUGCAGCAUUGAAGAGAAAGGCAGGCCGGAAGCUCAGAGAUUCCGCUGGCAACGGGGCGGGCGCCCGGUCCCGGACAUCGUGUCCGCCAACUGGACCAUCGACCCCAUCAGCCUCGACCACCGGACCAACUUCUCGUGCCGCGGCGUCAACGCCGGCGGCGAGGGGCCACCUGCUAUUACCUACAUUAAUGUGCUGGCUCCUCCAAGCUUCAAGUACGCUAUGAACUACUAUAGCGGCGCUUUGUACAAAUCUCAAAACAUAUCCCUAAAAUGCACUGUGGAAUGCGCUCCCCGCUGCAGCGUGCAAUGGCUCAUGAUGAAGGACAACGAGGAGAUGCAGGUCAUCGAUCCGAACAAGACGGAUCGGUACUAUAUCGUGGAACGGGAGAUCGGGCCCGAAGUUAACAGGAACGAUUUUGAGGCAACGGAGAGUACUUUGUACUGGAACAUGUCAGCUUGGGCUGGAGGCGUUCUGGACCGCACGGACCCUCGCAUAACCAAAUACAUGUGCCGCUCUUCUAGAAAUGAUGCUGGACCGGCUGUCAAUAGUACUACACAUUUUGCCGUCGAAUAUGAACCAGAAAACAUCACAGUAACUCCGAAUAUAGUUCCAGUUAUCGAAGGAGAAAUACCCGGAAAAGUUGUCUGUUCAGCUAGAGGUUUUCCCGUCCCCUCCUACUCGUGGCGUCGAGGCAACGCCAGCAAAUCUCAAGCCAAAGAUCACACCAACAAUUCUCUCGUGCUAUCUUCUUCUAACACUCUUCUGUUGGGCUCGGUGCAGAGAAAGGACGCAGGACAUUACCUGUGUGAGGCUUAUAAUAGACAUGGCUCUGUGUCUACUACGGUGUACUUGGAUGUUAUGUUUGUUCCGGAGUGCGGCAUCAAGCAGGCCGAAGUGGACGGAGAACAAGUUUUGAUCUGCACAGCUCAUGCUAACCCUAGCGAGGUCACUUUCUCCUGGAAACUAAAAAACGACAAUGACUCCCUCUCCGACGAGAAGAUCUGGCAAGUCGGCCAGCAGAGCUACCUCCGCCUACAGCCCGGCGUCGAGGUCCACAGGACCUAUCUCUGCUUCGCUAACAACUCUGUGGGCAGGAGUCGGGAGUGCGAGCGAGAUGUGCAAGCCAACCUGGAAAGCCUCACUUCGGCAGUUUGGUGGCGGGAUCGUCAGCAACUCAUCCUGAUUGGUUGCAUUGCCCUCGCUAUCUUAGUCAUCACCGUUAUCCUCUGCAUCAUCAUCAUCUGCAUAUGCAGGCGAAUGAGAGCGAAAUCCAAAUACAAUAAUCCAGUGGAAUUAGAGGAGAGAGAAAAGUUCCUAACAGCACUAACUCCAGAUGUUCUAAGACUGACUACAAUUAAUACCUCAGGCCCACCUAUGAAUGGCGUAGAUAAUGCAGCAAACGGCAACCUUGGAGCGGACAGUCCCGGCUUGUACGAGAACCUGCCGUUCCAUGGGCUCCAACAAGCACCUAAUAAGCCCUUCAAACCCGAUGACAUGUUCAUAUACGCCGACGCCGACCUGAAGGACUACGGGCCCAUCAACUACAAGCAAGCCUCCAUCUACUCGCAGAUGAAGAAAGUCAAGGAGCAACAGCGACUGCAGGAGAUAUACGACAAGCAACAGGACGAUAUGUUGUGAUUUUGUUACAUAUUGUUCAACAUUUAAGGAAAAUGGAAAAAUUCCCCUCUUCAGGCAACUUACCAGCAGCGUGCGAAUUUUUCCAUUUCUUCCUUCCUUUACGGCGCAAAUUUUUGUAUCGUUUGCAGACGUAUCUGCUGGAUAAAAAUAGUCUAUUUUGUAGUUUUUUCAACCCGGAAAACGGAAGUCUUCGGAAUGAGAGAUGAUAAGCUAGAAACUACGCACGCUAUAACAAACCGGGUCCAAGCCGAGGCGUCUGACAGUUCAGUUUUCUAUAGAAGACAUCAUGGGAUCACCGAUCACCCAUCAUAGGAAACGAAGUAUCGGACGCCUCCACCAGGACCCGCAUCCUUCCAGCGUGAGGCAUUCUUAUAAAUAAGCUGGAGACGCAUAAUCUUCAUUAUAGCAUUCUGAACGUUGUUCCAAAAUUGACAAAAUAUCUCGUAACAGUUUUAAGGUGUUGUAAGUGUAGUGAAAAUAUCUCGUGUCUGUAGAAUUUUGCUAGGGGACAAAUUUAAAGGCUCCUCUACACGAUGGCCCAGCGCUAGACCAGCGAGAUAGCCAUGCGAUGGUUGAGAGCACGCACAAUGAGCCACGUAUAGAUGCGUACGCACCAUUGAUGUGCGGACGAAAAACCGACACGUGGCCAUCCCAUCGCCAUCCCGUCUCGCCAUAAGCUAUCCGACACCACUACCCUCUCUACACGCUUGCCCAUCUUAGUGGGCCAGUAUAAUGGCCCAUCGUCUAGAGGAGCCAUAAGAACGCCAUAGGGUGUGAAGGUGUCCAUAGAUUUUUAGCUUAUAAUCAUUCGUUCAAAAGUGCAACCAUUUAUUUCACUAGGAGGCGUAUUCUGAUUGUAAUAACAGGUUACCAAUUUGAUCUGGACUUGAUUAUUUUCAAAGUACGGAUCGUUACUCAUCCUGUUUUCAUCUGGGUCGAUUUUUAUAUACGAAUCAUGUUUGUAUUUUUAUAAUAAUAAAUAUUAUUAUGCUUAUUUAAUCAACCUGUUGCAUUGCUGUGUCGUUAUUGAAAUAGCAAUUUAAAAUGGUCCAUGCUUUUAGACUUCAUUGACGUAAAAGACAUACAUAAAAAAUUAUGUCGCUUACGCUAAUCGACUCUAAAGUUAUCAAUAUGUACGUCGUUACGUUAAGUAUUAAAUUCUCUCUACACGAUAUAACAAUCUGUAAAAUACUCUGGACUGACAACUGAACCCCAAUUGUGACGUUUAACCUAAACUGUACAGAUUAGCGAUAUUGCGUAUGUAAAUAAAUUAUUUUCACUUCCUAUGCGACUGUGAAAUAAAGAAUAAGUCGUAAGAUUUUCACUCGAACUGAACUCUUCUCUGGAUAACUGAUUAGUUAAAAAGGCGUCCGCAGUAAAAUCUUAUAUUUAAAAUAAAGUAAGGACGCUAAAUACGAAGAAUUUCCUACAUUAACUCGCCAUUUUCUAUCUCUAUCGCACGCGGGUAAUUAUAUUACUGUCCCGCCCAUGAUGCCGGCGGUCAAUGCCACUGUGCGAGCGGGACAAUAAUAUAAUUACGCGUGCGACAGAGAUAGAAAAUGGCGGGUUAUUUCACAAAAUUCUUCGUGUUAAUAGGCACUUAUGAUGCUCCAAUAUAAUCCAAUAAAAUAACAGCGUGAAACAGGGACAGCAUGAUGGUAUGAUAGUGUUGUAUUAUGUUGUCCCUGACACACGAUGUUAUAUGUAUUUUUCAGUACAUAUGGUGCUACUUUUCUGCACUAGUGCGUAAAUUAGCACAGUAUGUAACUAUGUCAAAAGGGUCAUAUGUACUGUAAAACUUUGGACGAUACAUGUGCGAAUAGGUAAUUCGCAACUCGUGUCGAUUUAAAACACUCCCUUCGGUCGUGUUUUCAUUCAUUGCUACACGUUACGAAUUUCCUAUUUUUCGCACUUGUAUUGUAAAUUACUACUAUAACAGCCAAUGUGAGAGCCCCAUUCCUUUUUUUUUUUCGCUGGCGGUUACGACCUAUGGCCUAUACAACUAAGUGCCAAAACGACUAAAUGACAUUGUCUAUUUCUUGAGUGUAUCAUUAUGUAUUAAAACCAUUAACAUAUAUAUCUAAGGACAUGCCUUACGGGCACUAAGAAUGGCGCUAGUUUAGUGGUGUCACUCACGAAUUCGAGCCAAUCGUGCAAUGUAACGUAACUAGUUGCGACCAAUCGCGUUGUGGCGUUAGACUGCGUUGGCUCGAAUUCGUGUGCGUGACACCGCUGUACUGGCCCCAUUCUCAUUGCCCAUAAGGCCUGUCCUUAGAUUUGACGGUGCUCACGAGGAACCCGCUAGAUUUUAACCACGUACUUCUGAGGCCAAAAGAAGGAAAAAAUGUUAUAUGAGUUUCAGUAAAUAUCGCAAAAAAAAUUUUUUUUGAUUUUUUUUUUUAAAUUUUGAAUGUAUUUGUAUAUAAAAAGUUAAUGUUAUGGUAAAACUGGCACUGAAAAUAAUUUUUUUACGUUUUUUUUGUAAAAACUAGUUCUUGCAAAGGUUACUUGUCACUUUUUGACAUCUAUCAAUAAGGAUAUUUAGAGUACGCCCCAUAAUGGCAUCAUCGCGAUCAAAAAGGCGUUUUGCACUAAGUUACGAUAAGAAGAUUAUAUUAACUCUGAAACUAGGCGAAAUCCAGAAAAGUUUAUAUGACAUUUUAGUCUCUAAAUGUGAUCAGUAAUACACUGUCAAACUCUUUCGGUUUCCUCAUGUAGCACCGUGUAUAUGUUAAUGAUUAAAACUGAAACUUCUGAAAUUUCCUUGUACAUACAUUUCUGGAUCCUGAUAAAAAUAAGGCAGUAAUGUAGUUAUAUUGUUUUUGUACACUUAGACUUUUACUUUUGUUACAAUCUUUCAUAAACAGGGUAUUUGGCUGAAUAUGAAAGAAAACACGUAUUUAAAGGUUUGUAAAUAAAAUAGUGAAUAAACUAGAUCUGAGCCUUAGUUCGAUAUUAUUUUAUAUAUUAUAUGUAUAUUAAAUUAUUGAUGUUUUAGAGCAAAUUUAUUCUUCUUGAUCCUAUAGCAAUGGCUUUUGAGUCUGUCAUUUUUAUUUUCAUUUAUUUUAUUACAAACGUUUGAUUAAAAUAAAAAUAAUAUAGGUAUAAGAAUUAUUUUAAGCCCCAUAUGUAAUUAUUUCAUAUUUAUAUACUUAAAAAUGAAAUAAAAAAAAAUUUAAGAUUUUAUUUUUAUUAAUUGUAUUCAUUACAAGCAAAAUAAAAAAUAAAAUGAAGACUAACAUUUAUUUUUAUGACUAAAACCGAUAUGGGCUUUUGAAAGUUCCUGUGACCAAAGAGAAUUUGAAAUGGAGCUGGAUUGUUAAAGAAAACUUUGUAGCCGCAGUAAAUUUACUGCCAUCUUUAGACACAUGAUUAAAACUUUAAGAACGCCAUUUGACUUUGAUCCUUAUUCUUUCAUUGAUAUGUGUUAAAUUUGUUAAAUAUCAAAAGUGGCGCCAUCUAAUAGAUCAUAUGCCAAAGGUAUGGCGGCAUCGUUUUGAGCGACGGUGCCAAAAUGAUGCCACAGCCUACCUACCUUUGGCCUACGCCCGGUGAAAUAGCGCCACCUUUUGAUAUUUAACAAAUUUAACACAUGUCAGUGUAAGAAUAAGGAUCAAAGUCAAAUGGCAUUUAAAAAGAUUUAGUCAUGUGUCGAAAGAUGACAGUAAAUUUACUGUGGCUACAAUUUUUUCUUUGACAAUCCACCUCAAUUUCAAAUUAUCUUUGCUAUGACUAAUGUUAUUUUUAUUUUACUCCUGUCAACGCUUUUGUAGGGUAACAACACGUUAGAUUUUAUUGUCCGUCCAAACGGGUGAGUCUACAAAAUUAGUUGAAUUUAGCUAAAACCCAUUUUUAGGUAAAAUUGUAAUUAGUGUAAAAUACGCUAAGCUGUAUGAAAUUAAAAAUACAACCAUAGUCAAAUGAUCAAACAUAAUUUUAAACUAGUAUUUGGAAAUUACGAAGACUUCGAAGAUCAGAAGUGGAUUACAUAAAAUGUAUCAAAAAAUAAUCGUAAAAACAUAUUAUGAAGUAAUUGAAUUGAUUAUUAUUUAAUGUAAUUGUUUAUAUCAAUUAUUUCUGUUAAUGGAUUAAAUAUAUAUUUAAAAUACACAUUUUGUUUGUAUACACGACGUGUAGUGUUUAUACGUAUGCAGCGGCCCGUAGCACAACAGCAUUUAUUUUAUACGUUUGAUUCAUAUAUUUUGUACCGAUAUUUAUUUAAUCAUGCAACGAAAUAAGAAUUUUUAAUGUACUUAAUUUAUAUUUUAACAUCGCUUUAAGGUAUAACACCGUUGUCACUUGUGAUAAUAUUAUUGGCUACAAACUAUUAUUGUUAAUAACUAGAAAUGUACCAUUAACAACAAAGCGGUUAUUUGAAAUAAAUGAUCUUUGGUACCUACUUAAUAAGUUUUUAACACAUUUCAAUUGUUUAAAAUGAUUUUGUUCUGGCGUUUAGAUUAAUCGUUACAGAAAUAAUUAAUUAAAACGCCAUAGCGAAAUAUUUUAAUUAUUUUCAUCGUUAAUUCAUGUUUGUGAGACUAAACCCGUUAAUUUAUUGUCAUACUAAUGUAAAUAAAAAUCUUUAAGCUAUGCCAAAAAACGUUAAUUUUUAGCAAUGUUGGCACUCAUUUGGUGCUUAAUAUUGAUGUUUUUAAACAACAUUACUCAAUACUUAGCUGGUUAUAUUUAUUUAUUCUCAAUGAAGAGACUAAUUCUUGAAUAAAGUAAAAUUAUUUCGCCAGUGGCUUUUCAUGUAUGGAAGUAAAUUUAAAUAAAGAAAUGUAUAUAUAUGUCGCAAGUUUGUCUGUAAAGCCCAAAUUUUUUUUUUCAACAUUUCGUAAUAAACCGAUAUCUUGAAAUGAAUAAUGUCACUUGAGUAAUACAGGAUACAUAAGUAAAUAAUAUGUAUUUGAACCACUUCAUUCCGCGGUUAUACGUUGAACAAUAAAUUCAUAGGAUCGUUAAUGUAACUAGAGAUUUUGUACAUAAAGUGACUUGUUAUAAUAUUGUCAAAUAGUGUUAAUAAAUUAAUUUAUGGAUUUUUA
This is a messenger RNA of Cydia pomonella (codling moth), 8610 nucleotides long. It is a transcript of the gene nrm, whose product is annotated as hemicentin-2. The transcript has 28 exons. Gene Ontology annotation, cellular component: cell-cell junction. Gene Ontology annotation, biological process: cell-cell adhesion. Gene Ontology annotation, molecular function: cell adhesion molecule binding. Lineage: Eukaryota; Metazoa; Arthropoda; Insecta; Lepidoptera; Tortricidae. The coding region runs from base 206 to 3565 and encodes 1119 amino acids. The record is from RefSeq and is a predicted model, not a curated record.